Messenger RNA from Gymnodraco acuticeps, 2140 nucleotides. RefSeq names its product tubulin tyrosine ligase-like family, member 12 (gene ttll12). Lineage: Eukaryota; Metazoa; Chordata; Actinopteri; Perciformes; Bathydraconidae. The record is from RefSeq and is a predicted model, not a curated record. The transcript is spliced from 14 exons. Gene Ontology annotation, biological process: protein modification process. The coding region runs from base 68 to 2026 and encodes 652 amino acids.
UUGGCUGUCAGACUAUUUCCGGGUUUCCUCCGUCCAACUCCACGUGAGUGCUAUCUGCUCGAGUCAAAUGACAACAAACACUUUAAUUAUGAAUGGAAACGAGGACGAGGACUUCAGAGACUUUGUGGCCCUUCAUGCCGGGGCCCUGCAGUCCUCCGGAAUCCCUCUUAUCUACUGGAGGAGCCUGCAUGACAAAAUCACCAACGAGAUUUAUGAUGCUGGGGAAGUUUUUGGCAUCAUGCAGCUCCAACUAGACAAGGAGGAAGAGGAGGAGAAUGAAGAGAAUGAGAAGAAGAGGGUCAACCCAGGAGCAGGGAUGAGCUGUAAAGUGGUUGUGACCCGGGACAGUGGGCUGCAGGUCUCUGAGCCGACCAGUGUGUUCCUGGUGGAUCACGCCUGGACGUACCGCGUGGAACAGUGCCGUCAGCAGCUGGAGCAGAUCCCCGGCCUGCUGCCCAGAAUGGCCGCCCUCAUGGGGGUGGACUUCCACGGCGAGGCCCCUGACCCAGACACAGUGGAGCUGGUGAUGGAGAACAUGUGGAAGUACAACCAGACUUAUAACCUCUCCGAGGGGUCUCCGGAGGACAAAGUCCCGGUGUGGUACAUCAUGGAUGAGUUUGGCUCCCGGGUGCAGCACUCAGACCAGCCCAGCUGCCGCAUGGCCCCCUUCUUCUACAUGCAGGGGGGGCUCGCUUACACUCUGCUCUGGCCUCUGCAUGACCUGCAGGAAGGAGAUGAAGUAACCCGUGACUAUACAUAUGGAGAAACGGACCCCCUGGUCAGGCGAUGCCGUCUGUUACCAUGGGUAACAGCUGAUCUAGAAGGGGUCAUAAGUGUCACGUCUGAGCCCCCAGACUCGUACUAUGAGAACAUUGCAUUGGAGAACAAGGAGCAGCUUCCUGUGGAGAUCCAACCCUACACUGUGCCUGAGGACAAAACUCUCAAGGUUUACUCCGACCUGUCCCAAGUAACAAACAACCUGACACACCAGCGGUUCCAGCUCACUGAGGACAAGGAAGAGGCGGACAUCAUUUGGGGAUAUACUCACAUCAAAGACUACAGGAAGCUGAGCGAGGAACGACCUCAUGUGAUGCUGAACCAGUUUCCCUGUGAGAGCAUCAUCACGGUGAAGGACUGCAUGGCUGCCGUGGCUCGAAGGGCGAAAUGCGGCCAACAACCUGAUUGGCUCCCAGAGACCUUUAACCUCCACUCAGAGCUGCCGCAAUUCAUCAAGCAUUAUAAACAGAGACAACAGAGGGGGAAUGAUAAUCAUUGGAUCUGUAAGCCCUGGAAUUUGGCCCGUGGACUGGACAUGCACAUCACCAACAACCUGGACUACAUUAUCAGACAAAGAGAGAGUACACCAAAGGUGGUGUGUAAGUACAUUGAAGACCCAGUGCUGUUCAACAGAGAGGAGGUGGGAAUGGUGAAGUUUGACAUUCGCUACAUGCUGAUGUUGCACUCUGUGCAGCCUCUGCGUCUCUACGCCUACAACGUCUUCUGGUUGCGCUUUGCUAAUAGACCUUUCUCCUUGGACACUUUUGAUGAUUACCAAAAACACUUCACCGUCAUGAACUAUGCGGAGGGGGUGCAGCUUAAGCAGGUGCACUACGAUGAGUUCAUCCCCAUGUUUGACAACCAGUACCCGCUGUAUCCAUGGAAGGAGGUGGAAGCUGAGGUGUUUAAAGCAUUCAGGGAGUUCUUUGAGGCAGCCUCGUCUCGACCGCCUCCGUACGGUAUUUGUUCGUACCCGCCAUCCCGGGCCAUCUAUGCCGUAGACCUCAUGCUGAAGUGGAGUACGGGGAAAAAGGCGAGCGUGUCAUGCAGCCUCAGAUCCUGGAGUUUAACUUCAGCCCCGACUGUGCCAGGGCCUGCCUCUACCACCCCGACUUCUACAACCACAUGUUCCAGACUCUGUUCCUGGAUCAGCCCGAGCAAUGCCCGGUCACACAAAUCGCAUGAUCUACUGUACGCUGUAUUUUUUUUUUAUACAGCGUCACAUUCACUUUGUUUUGUGUCCGUCUAAAACUGAUUUACCAUCUGAAUUGACAAGGUUCUCUAAACGCUGGGUGUAACAAACGCAGUGAUUACAAAUUAAUGUACAAAUUGCAAAAAAAUAAAACUUUUGGAUAAACUAGGA